Penicillium atrosanguineum is the source of this 672-nucleotide messenger RNA. RefSeq names its product glutathione S-transferase family protein. Bases 1 to 672 code for a protein of 223 amino acids. The record is from RefSeq and is a predicted model, not a curated record. Lineage: Eukaryota; Fungi; Ascomycota; Eurotiomycetes; Eurotiales; Aspergillaceae. The transcript has 2 exons.
AUGAAUGCCCAUUUGGAACCUCUUACUCUGCAUGCUCAUGCCUUGGGCCCAAAUCCCGUCAAGAUCGCGAUCGCUUUAGAGGCCCUCCACAUCCCAUACAAAGUCAAGUCCUGGGACUUUAGCGACGACCCCAACACUGGCGUGAAAGGUACUUCUUUUUUGAAAAUCAACGAGAACGGCCGAGUGCCGGCACUCGAAGAUCCAAACACGGGUGUUGUGUCCUGGGAAUCAGGAGCAUGCAUGAACUAUGUUCGCAGAGUAUACGAUGUCGGCAACAUGAUCGGACCUCCCGGUGGCUCUGCCCAGGAACUGGUCGAUUUCGACAAGUGGGAGUACUUCCUGCUCACAACCCUUGGCCCAAUGACUGGCCAGACCAACUGGUUCACACACUACCACCCGACCAAGAACGAGGAUGCACUCCAGAGAUACCGAGCGCAGACUUACCGCUGCUAUGAUGUUCUAGAACAGCAAUUGGAGAAGUCGGGAGGCGAAAGUAUUCUUCCGGGUCGGGUCUCGACUGUUGACUUUCAUUUCGAGCCUUGGGUACGGCAGCAUAAGUUUGCCGGACUGUCCUUGGACAACUAUCCAUGUAUCACCAGGUGGCUUGUUUUGAUGGAUGCUCGAGAGGACGUUCAAGAGGCUUAUUGCAAAGUCAAAGGUAAAGGGAAAUAA